This is a messenger RNA of Strigops habroptila (Kakapo), 555 nucleotides long. RefSeq names its product homeobox protein not2-like. The record is from RefSeq and is a predicted model, not a curated record. Lineage: Eukaryota; Metazoa; Chordata; Aves; Psittaciformes; Psittacidae. Gene Ontology annotation, molecular function: DNA binding; DNA-binding transcription factor activity, RNA polymerase II-specific. Gene Ontology annotation, biological process: central nervous system development; regulation of DNA-templated transcription; neuron differentiation.
AUGCCCGGCCCGGCCCCGGCCCCGGCGCCACCCCCCGGCAGCGCCUUCACCAUCGCGGCGCUGCUGGGACGCGCGGCCCCCCCCCGGCCCGUCCCGCUGCUGCCGCCGCCGCCGCCGCCGCUGUGGGAGCUCCCCUCGGGCCCCGCCGCCACCGCCGCCCGGGUCCCGCCGCCGCCGCCGCCGCCCUGCGCCGCCUGCAGCGGGGUCCCGCCCGCCUGGGCAGCCCGGUUCGGGGCUACAGGCUUCUUGAUCUCCAAGUGCUCUUUGCCCAUCUUCAAAGCCAAGAGUGGCAAAGCCAAGCGGGUCCGGACCAUCUUCACCAGUGACCAACUGGCGCGGCUGGAGAAGGAGUUUGCGCGGCAGCAGUACAUGGUGGGCACGGAGCGGUGGCUGCUCGCCUCCUCCCUGCACCUCACUGAGGAGCAGGUGAAAGUAUGGUUCCAAAACCGGAGGAUCAAGUGGAGGAAACAAAGCCUGGAACAGCAACAAGCCAAACUGGCCAGAAUGGGUGGCCACUCCACAGAGGAGCCCGGACUCACAGAGCCACCACGGUGA